CCAGGUAUGACUGGUCAGAAAGGUGAACCUGGAUCCAAAGGGGACAGAGGAGACCCAGGUCAGAUUUUAAAAGAGGGGUACCCUGGAGAACGUGGAAAACCAGGGCCGCCAGGACGGAGAGGGCCCAAGGGAGGGCCGGGUAUUCCAGGAACGUACUGUCUUCCAGGGAUCCCAGGCCUCAAUGGAGAUCCAGGUGACCUAGGCUUUCAAGGAGAACGCGGUUAUCCGGGGCCCAAAGGUGAUCUUGGUACAUGUUUAUGUGGCCCCCCAGUUGAGAUAAGGGGCCCUCCUGGUCCUGAAGGACCAGUAGGGAGAAAAGGGUCAUCAGGUCCCCCAGGAAACCCAGGCCCAAGAGGAGAGAUGGGUUCACCUGGAGACAGAGGAUUAAAGGGUGCUGAGGGCAUGAUCGGAUCCCAGGGUGUGAAAGGCUUUAAAGGACAGAAAGGAGAUUUCAGAGUAGUUGAUUUUAAAGGUGAAAAGGGAAAUAUGGGUGAUUUAGGCCCUGAAGGAACACGAGGAUUCUCAGGAAGAAAUGGAUUACCUGGUCCCCCGGGACCACCUGGUAAUCCAGGAAUUGAGGGGGAAAGUCUCAUUGGUUUUCCUGGAGACAGAGGCUGCAAAGGAUACCCUGGACAAAAGGGAAUUUUAGGACCACCAGGUCGCAGAGGAAGCAGUGUGUUUGGGGCCGUUGGAGAGCGUGGGCCCCCUGGAAAUCCAGGAUUUGUAGGAUUUCCUGGACCAAAGGGGCAAAAGGGGGUUAAAGGUGACAGUCCUCCCUGCAUCCCUCAAAUCCCUGGUCCCCAAGGGCAGAAGGGAGACCCUGGAAUACCAGGUUUCCCAGGUCCUCUGGGUCCUAAAGGUUAUAUAGGUUUUCCAGGACCGGAUGGGCCUAAAGGAGAUAAGGGACAGACUGGUCCUCCAGGAAUGCCUGGCCUCAAAGGAGCUAAAGGUUGUGAUGGAGAUCCUGGAGAAGAGGGAGACAUGGGUUUGAGUUAUGAUGGAACUCCAGGUUUUCCAGGAGCCCCAGGUCCCCCCGGACUCCCAGGACCAAGAGGAGAUCAUGCUUAUGGUUGCCAGGGACCCCCAGGCCUGCCUGGACGACAGGGGUCUCCAGGGCAUAAAGGAGUCCCUGGCUCCCCAGGGAAUAAGGGAGGGCCAGGUGUCCCAGGCUCUCCUGGAGACCCUGGAGUAAAGGGACAGAAAGGAAAUGAAGGGGCCAAAGGUCAAAGAGGCCUAAAAGGACUUUCACUGGACCAAUGUGAUGCUGGACCUUCUGGUGAAAUUGGCUUCCGGGGACCUCCGGGACCUGAAGGACAUCAAGGUUGUCCUGGUCCAAAAGGUCUCAAAGGGGACAAUGGUUAUUCACAGGCUGGUCGUAAAGGUGCGCUUGGAGAAAAUGGAGUUCCAGGUUUUCCUGGUGUGCGGGGGCCACAGGGGCCACAAGGUCCUAUUGGAAACGAUGGCCAGCCAGGGCCCCUUGGUCAAAAAGGUCUGAUCGGGCCCCAGGGCUUUGAGGGACGAGCAGGAAUUCCAGGGAAAAAAGGCUCCAUUGGUCCCCAAGGGAGGACAGGAGAGAUGGGCCUGAGGGGACAAGAUGGACUUCCAGGUUAUGUGGGUUCAAAGGGGCAAAAAGGUUGUUUAGGCAACCCAGGUCCUCCAGGGGAUUGCAAAAGCAUUCCCAUAAACGGCCCACCAGGACCACAGGGACUGCCUGGCAGCAUCGGAUUUCCCGGACCACGAGGUUAUAAAGGUUUUCGGGGUACUGAUGGAAGGCCUGGAUUUCCAGGCUCAAAUGGACCUCCAGGUAUUAGGGGAUCCCAGGGUCCCAAAGGGCCACUAGGCAAAAAAGGGCUACCUGGAUCCCCUGGAUGUAAAGGACAUAUGGGAUACAGCGGCUUCCCCGGGCAGAAUGGAGAACCGGGAGACCCAGGAUGUCCUGGAAACCCUGGAAAUCCUGGUAAUUCAGGAUAUCCUGGACCUAAAGGUGAUAUAGGGGAGUCUAUUGGUGUUCAUGGUCCACCUGGGGAUAAGGGACAUUCUGGAAACAUUGGAUGUUCUGGCCCCCCUGGCCCUCCAGGACAAUCAGGACCUCCGGGCACUGAUGGGGCCCCAGGACCAAAAGGAUGCAAAGGACACAAAGGGUUUCCAGGAAGAACUGGUGAAUCAGGGGUGGUUGGUCCUCCAGGUUGCAGAGGUCGGCAGGGGCCUCCAGGUUUUCCAGGUGCACCAGGAGCUAAAGGUGUUCAAGGACAAGAUGGUUACACAGGACACAAAGGAGCUCAAGGGCCACCAGGGCUUCAUGGACUGGAUGGGCUAAGUGGACGGAAAGGGGCCAUGGGGAUGAAAGGUCUGUGUGAGGGUGGUAAUGGGGGUGAAAGAGGUCCUCCAGGACCUGCAGGUCCCCCAGGUCCUCCAGGUCCCCCUGGUACCUCGCAGAAUGGACCAAGAGGACCCCCAGGUCCACAGGGACCCAGAGGGCCUCUAGGUGGUUAUGGACCACCAGGUCCACCUGGAGAUGACUGUAGAAACCCAAAUCCAGGGCCGCCUGGGGAUCCUGGUGCAGAGGGCCCGAAAGGAGACCCAGGUAACCAUGGUGACCAAGGAGACCCAGGCCCAAGCUUUCCAUUUCCUGGGGACAUGGGAGACAAUGGAUGGCCGGGAUACCAGGGUCCAAAAGGACCACAAGGAUUUCCGGGGCCAGCAGGACCAAAAGGCAACCCUGGAAAUCAAGGCUGUAAAGGAAUGAGAGGAGAUCCAGGGACAAUGGGACAACCUGGACAUAAAGGUGUGCAGGGUCCCUAUGGAUCCCGAGGGGCCAAAGGAAGGAAGGGGGAGAAAGGACGAGAGGGUUUAAAGGGGGAGCCGGGACGAAUCUUGCCAUAUGAAUAUCCACCAAUACUUGAAGGGCCUGAAGGACCACCAGGUCCCCCUGGUGCUAAAGGAGAACAGGGCCUGAUGGGAGACCCUGGUCCAAAAGGGUUGAAUGGGGUGAAGGGGAAUCGGGGGGAAGAUGGAUCCCUGGGUUCUGGGGGUCCAAAAGGCGACCCAGGAGCCACUGGAAGACCAGGUCUACCAGGAGAGAACGGAGUGUUGGGAGAAAAAGGUUUUCCGGGUCCGCCGGGGGACCGAGGUAAACCUGGACAGACCCCAGACGUAACAAUGGGGUUCCUGCUGGUAAAGCACAGCCAAAAAAAGGAGCCUCCAAGUUGCCCACCAAACAUGCAGCAGCUUUGGAUUGGAUACAGUCUGCUGUACAUGGAGGGCCAGGAGAGGGCUUACUCCCAGGAUCUAGGUCAGGCUGGAUCCUGUGUUCGUAUUUUCUCCACCAUGCCGUUCUCCGUAUGUGGUACCAAACAAUGCCAGUACGCAGGCCGAAACGACAAAGCCUAUUGGCUGUCAACGAUGGAGAGGGCUCCUAAUAGACCAUUUAAUGGAAUCGCCAUUGAGAACCACAUCAGUCGCUGUGUUGUGUGUGAAGCGCCCUCUGCUCCUGUGGCUAUGCACGAUUCCAACUCCAAGGAACCGCCAAGCUGUCCCCCCAAUUGGACAUCUCUGUGGACAGGAUAUUCCUUCAUUAUGUUUACAGGUGGAGGUGAUGAGGGAGGCGGCCUCUCGCUGAUGUCCCCUGGCAGCUGUCUGAAAGAGUUCAAAGCUCAGCCCUUCGUAGAGUGUCAGGGAGCUCGGGGAACCUGCCACUUCUUCGCCAACGUCUACAGCUUCUGGUUGACCACCUUCAAAGGCACCAACACUGCACUGACCGACUCUGAGCAGCAGAGGGAGCAUGUUGCUCAGUGUCGAGUCUGCAUAAAGAUGUGAGGGAGAGCAGGAUGGUGGUGCCCCUCUUCUUCAGGAGGGAUCCAAGGGACGCUCGCUGCACCUCUCUUUUAUUGAGAGAGUUUGGGGACAAAAACUGAAAGAGAUUUUAGUUUUGAUGAGGAGAAACCUUGAUGGUAGAGGUAAGAGCUGCCAAUCAGCUGAUCAGAAGAGGCUUGGGAAAAAAACUCAGCUGAGGUUUGAAGCAGUGGGAUGUCUCUCUUUAUAGCAAAGUGUAUUUUUUUCAGAACUGGAGCAGUUAAUAAGAAAAAACUAGGUUUCUAAUUUUUUUAAAGUGAAUUAGUCCUGAUUUCAUGCAGGUCUCAACGUCAAAAAAGCAAAAACAAAAAAGCACAAUUGCUGAGUGUAAGAAAUGUGAUUCAGAAAAUCCAUUUUUAAAUCUGCUUACAAUGGUUAUCAAUCACCUUGUUACAAAUGCAGGCAGUUUCAUUAAGAAUAAAGUUGACGAUGGCAUCUAAAAACCAGUAUGAGGUGAAUCCCCCCUUGUAGCCAUUGAAUUUCAAAGGGCAAGCUUUUAAUUGAAAUUAAUUUCAAUAAAUAGGAAAACUGGAUUUAUGAA
Cyprinodon variegatus (sheepshead minnow) is the source of this 4393-nucleotide messenger RNA. It is a transcript of the gene col4a4, whose product is annotated as collagen alpha-4(IV) chain-like. Gene Ontology annotation, cellular component: collagen trimer. Gene Ontology annotation, molecular function: extracellular matrix structural constituent. Lineage: Eukaryota; Metazoa; Chordata; Actinopteri; Cyprinodontiformes; Cyprinodontidae. Bases 7 to 3816 code for a protein of 1269 amino acids. The record is from RefSeq and is a predicted model, not a curated record. The transcript has 28 exons.